AUGUCCGUGGAGGCUCGCACGGGGCGAGAACACCAGCUCUACGAGGACGGGUGCCGGUUGGUGGCGGGGUAGGCCCCUCUUUCCAUUUGCCCAUCCCCUGAUUUUCAGCUGAUGGCUGUAAUUCUCCCCAUGAUAGCCGAGUCGACGUCUGUACGUGGGAAGAUCCUCUUCCCAGCCUCUUCGACCACCUAUAUCCUGCUUCCCCUUCCCUUCUCUGGAAGAGUAAUCAAGCUGAAUGGGUCCAUGUUUCUAGUUCCUUAUUCGUUCGGGGGAACUUAUCGUUCGGUGGAGAAAUCUUCUCAGGUCGAUUGUCAGCGAAAUCCUGCGAUGGGUCUCUCCCCGUUGCACUACCCGGCGGCCUCAAUCAUUAUCAUUCGUAGGUUUUUAUCUUAGGAUUUAGACAAACUCAAACCUGAUAGCCGGUACAGAAAGUGCUGCUGAUUCGUGAAAUUUCUGAAGUUUGCAGUCAGGAUGUGGAUUGAAUUGUUGACUUUCUCCCUAUUAACCAUGAUCUACGAUCUGCAAACAGGUGUGUCCCCUACAGGCUCAAAGCAGGGGCGGAUCUUUCUCAACUAACAGCGACGAGAGUCGCCAGCGUUGAAGACAAUAUAGAGGUUCUUAUGAUCUCCUCACCCAAUCGCAAGGAUCUCGUUUUCCCCAAGGUACUGCCCUCCGGGCAAACCCUCUCCGCCCUCAACGUUUGGUUCCAAGAUUGUAUCCUUUGAUUGCUCGGAAGAACCCUCUCUCAUGGUGAGGAUACGACGGGUCUUUUCAUGGUCAGGGAGGAUGGGAAAAGGACGAAACGAAGCGCGAAGCUGCAUAUCGUGAGGCGUUGGAGGAGGCGGGGAUCAAAGGAACCAUUCAUGUAAGCUUUCUUCUCCGAGUUUAAGGCUGUAGCAAGGGGAUAGAAGUCUUAAAUUUGCGUCUCGCUCUCGUCUUCUCUUCGGAACAGUUUCUAUUUAUAGCAGUCAACGAAGAAUGGAAAAAGACUCUAUUCGUACGCAAUUCGGCAUCUCAUGGAUCCGUAUUCUCUGUUCUUCCUCCAGAAUUAGUCUUAUAUGGCAGUGGUGAAAUACGACUCGUUCACGCGGCUUGUUCCAGUACUACUGUCAGACCGGAAUUGGAGAACCUCUCUAAUGCCCCCCUAUUCCCCUUCAUCCCCUCUGUCGCAUACUCAUAGUUUUGGUGAUUCUUUAGAUUCUUUAGAAGACUAUGAUAGUCUAGAUGAUAAGCUAUUCCAGCACAAAUCUCCAGCUCCUGGAAUCUAAACUAAACAGGAAUUUUCGCCCAUUUGUUAGAAAAAACUCAUCUUUCUGUAGACAUGGUCAAAAUUCUUCUUGGAAUUUCCAUCACGGUCAACCUAGAGGGAAAAGUUGAUUGUUUAGAUGCUUUGACGAGCUUUCAUUGUAAGAUAGAUCUCCAACUCUUUCUUCACGAGGUUCCCUGACCACUGAAGCAACGUCAGACUACCGACAGUUCUGCAUCGAAAAUGAAUGAUCUUUUGACUUUUUUCCCACCGAGACGAGGGGGACCCCACACCUUGUCCGUAAACGUAGUCAGAUUGAACCGGAGGGAACCAGCGUUCCUAGUUUCAACAACUGGUGUCAACAUUAGAUAUGUCGUCAGCAGUGACGGUGAAUUUCCAAUUGCGGUAAUCUUGGAGUUGAUUUCGAGAGUGUAGGUGAGGAAGAGUUAAAUGGUCCCACAAUGAAUGAGUGUAAGAAAGAGUAAAUACCUGGAUGAUGUGGAACAGAAUGACCGGAUCCUUCAGUGCCUCCAUUUCCGUUCUGCACGUGUUGUUCAUACUCCAUUCCUCAGAGCAGUGGAAUCGUGAAGAAGGUGAUAACGAAAGACGGCCUACCGUGUCGAAUUUACAGGAGAAACUGCUAGGAAUCUGGGAGUCGAGGAGCAAGAGCAGCGAGAUCAGCCGGAAUCCCUUGGGGACAUGCAAAUGUCACUUCUUCGCCAUGGAGGUGAAAGAGGAGCUCGACUCAUGGCCGGAGCAGGCAUAUCACGAGAGGAGAUGGGUAAGUAUUGUGGUCACCGGCACGGCUCUCACCCUAUCUACUUCUCUCUCCUUUUAUCUCACUGCACCGUUCGUCCCUUUCAGCUGUCUGUGGGGGAGGCUCGGGAGCUCUGCCGGUACCCGUGGAUGAGAGAGGCCCUGCAGAGAUGUGUAGAGUUUCUGGAGACCCAGACCACGCCUGCAUCCGAACUGUCCUCCUGCGCUAAGAAGCCGAAAUUCAUGGAGAACAUCCUCAGCACUGGCGCAAAGCCGUCGCCCCCGAACUGCAUGGACAACGUCCUUAGCAAUGGCACCGUCUUGUGUAGCUCCUCUUAA
This is a messenger RNA of Spirodela intermedia, 2341 nucleotides long. NCBI's taxonomy places the organism in Eukaryota, Viridiplantae, Streptophyta, Magnoliopsida, Alismatales, Araceae. The record is from the annotation of a GenBank genome assembly.